Miniopterus natalensis is the source of this 1152-nucleotide messenger RNA. RefSeq names its product spermatogenesis associated 17 (gene SPATA17). Lineage: Eukaryota; Metazoa; Chordata; Mammalia; Chiroptera; Miniopteridae. Gene Ontology annotation, molecular function: calmodulin binding. The record is from RefSeq and is a predicted model, not a curated record. Gene Ontology annotation, cellular component: spindle pole. Gene Ontology annotation, biological process: spindle organization; establishment of meiotic spindle localization; mitotic cell cycle.
GCAGAACCGCGGGUGAUGGCCACGCUCGCCCGGCUGCAGACGCUGUCGGCCGCCGUGGGACAUCAGUACUAUUUUAGGAACAGUGUUGUGGAUACAUUUAGAGAAAAAGAAAACAAUGCAGCAAUCAAAAUCCAGAGCUGGUUUCGAGGUUGUCGAGUUCGGACAUAUAUCAGAUAUUUACACAGAAUAUCAACAGUUAUUCAGAAAUGGUGGAGAAGUUGCUUAGGAAGGAAGUAUUACCGCCUCACCGUGAAGUUAGCGUAUUAUAAUAUGAAGAUGAAUAUCUACAACGAGAUGGCUGUCAGGAUUCAGAGGUGGUGGCGCGGCUAUAAGAUCCGGAAAUACUGCUUCAAUUAUUUUUAUUUAAAGGAAUACCUGAGAGCUGUUUCAGAGACCAAUGAUGCAGUUAGGGAGGCCCUGGACGAGUUCGCGGAGAUGAAGGCGCAAGAAGAGAGGAAGGCGGCCCUGGAGAGGGAGCGGCAGGCGAGGGACCACCAAGCCCGAAAGAUGCAUUACCUCCUCAGCACGAAGCAGAUUCCAGGCAUAUACAACUCGCCCUUCAGAAAGGAGCCCGACCCCUGGGAACUGCAGCUGCGGAAGGCAAAGCCCCUGACGCACCCGAAGCCCAAAGAGAAGCGGGGCCCCCACGCCAGCCCCAGCAGCUGGCUGGCCUGCACCAGCUCCCGCUCCCUGCCUUGCUCCGAAAUCCUGCCGCCCAUCGAUAGGAAACGGUGUCAGGGCCCCUUCCGGGACAUCACCGAAGUGUUGGAGCAGCGCUACAGGCCCCUGGAGCCCACGCUGCGCGUGGCCGAGCCACUCACUGGGCUGAAAGAGGCCAGAACGGAGCUCAGACGCCAGGAAUGCGCAAGAAACGUGCAGGGGAACAUGUUUUUGCCGUUCUCCUGCUACCACAAGAACAGAAAGUACGUGCCAUCGAUGCACUCGUCGAGCAAGUACAGCCCCGAGCCUCACGGGCGUCAGCGUUUCAGAGACGAAAACCCCAAGAAAUGGAUCUGUGGCAAGGAUUUCCAGACGGUGUUGCCGUCGUUCGAUCUCUUCUCCAAGUACGGAAAAGCAUAUUCAAAAGCUGGACAGAUCUUAUAAAGCAACCCUUCGAAGUGGUCACUGCUGCUCCAUGUCUCAAAACGACAC